AUGAGACGGGCUAUUGAAGUCAGGGAUAGAAAAAUUGAGGUUCUGUCUGAAAAGCUAAAAGCUCACUCCAUGUUGUUUGAUUCCAUUGAAAAGGAGGCUUCUUCCAUCAAGCAAAUCAUGGAAGACACGCGCAAUGUUCUGAGUGCAAGAGAGGAAGUAGUUGCUGAGUUAAAGAGUAAAGUUGAUGAGGUUUCAACAUUUGAGAAACAAUUUGUAGAAAGGAUAAAUAACCUGGAAAGAGAAUUGAGGAACAAGGAACUCGAGCUUAGGAAGAGAGACAUGACUAUUCUGGGUCUGAAGUUGAAAGUUGAGGCAGCAGAUGUUAAAAUGGAAUUCCAACCAAAGAUUGAGGAGCUUCAGCAAGAUCUGUCUGUGAAGGAACUGAUCAUACAGAACUUAACGUCAGAGAACAAGGAAUUACAUUUUGAAGUGGCCAGUUUAGGUGUGGUCAUGAAGAAGAUCCAAGAUGCUCUCUCACGUAUGAAUGAAGAGGACAGAAAAACAUUCACUAUUGUGCUUGAAUGCCAAGAGGAGUAUGUAGCUAGUGAAAAGGGGGAAGCUUUAAGGGCAGAAGAUGAAGUUCAAAAUGGAGAAGAAAACCUCCAUGACAAGUCUUUUGUUACAAAGGACAACACAACUUCACCAGAAUUUGAUGAGGGUUUAAAAAACAACUCCUUGAAGGAGGAUGGCAUGUCUGAUUCCUAUGUAUCAGAGUCUGCUUCCUUAGUACAUCAAUUUGAAAACUGUGCACCAAGCCCAUCAGGAUGAGCUUACAGCCUCGGCAACCCAUCUAAGUUCAGAGUCCUCAACAGCACAAGAAGAUAAGCCAUAAAUCUGUGAGAUUCAGUCUUCUAUCCAUUUCCCAAUUCGUGUUUUUAAGGUUAAUAUUACAUAUCAAGGAAUUUAUCGGAUCAUGGUAACAUAAAGUGUCUAGCAUGUACAUAGAGCUUUUGCCUGAUGCUCUGCCUACUCUAAUAACCACAGUAAAUUCUCCUCCAUGCAUUCUGCAACCAUUUCUUUGUUUAGCUACUUUCUGUAUCCUUCUCCUCCCCAAGCAAGUACAGUUCAACCAUACUAAGAUAUUAAAACAUUCUGAUUUGUUUUCUUAUACAAUUCUGUACAUAGGUGUGAGUUGUGGUUGUGGUUGUGGUAUGUUUUACACAAUGUCUGUUAUGGUUCCACCUUGGGCUUGGCUUGUAGGCCAUAAUUUGGGCCUAUUAUAAAAUUUAGCAAGUUUAAACUUCAAAA
Molecule: messenger RNA, 1248 nt
Organism: Ipomoea triloba (trilobed morning glory)
Lineage: Eukaryota; Viridiplantae; Streptophyta; Magnoliopsida; Solanales; Convolvulaceae
Product: spindle assembly abnormal protein 6-like
Exons: 10
Coding region: 1-768 (255 amino acids)
Source: RefSeq, a predicted model, not a curated record